This is a messenger RNA of Corticium candelabrum, 1652 nucleotides long. Its product is annotated as LIM domain kinase 1-like. The coding region runs from base 27 to 1463 and encodes 478 amino acids. The transcript has 14 exons. NCBI's taxonomy places the organism in Eukaryota, Metazoa, Porifera, Homoscleromorpha, Homosclerophorida, Plakinidae. The record is from RefSeq and is a predicted model, not a curated record. Gene Ontology annotation, molecular function: protein serine/threonine kinase activity; ATP binding. Gene Ontology annotation, biological process: actin cytoskeleton organization; protein phosphorylation. Gene Ontology annotation, cellular component: cytoplasm; nucleus.
UUGAGUACAGUGUAGUAUCCUUGGACAUGGCUGCAAACGGAGACGGAGAUAUCACAGGUUGGAUAUUGCUUUCAACAUUGAACACACUACGAAAUGUUUAUGUCGUGUUUGCAGAAGACGCAAGAGACUUGGACGAGGAGCCACUAAAUCGAUCACUGCGAUCUCAAGCGCGCGAUUAUUUGGAAGUGUUGCAUCACCAGAAGCUGCAAGAUGGCACGGAAGUCCGCGAGGAGCGUUUGCUCGCUAUUAACGGCUAUCACGUGCGAGGACAGAGCCUGAAAGAGAUUCGUCAUCAGUUGUUAGGACGCACGAAGAGCAAGCUGACUAUCGAAUAUGGUUUCUCUUCUAAGGUUGAUGAAGGAUGUGGUAAGACCACAGAUGAUAAGGAUCAUGCUGCAGAUGAUGCGUCGAGUGCAAGACAGAAUAACGGAAUUCACCUGUCUGUAGACGAGGCUGUGGUAAAGAGGAGGAGACCUAAGACAAUGCCAACCAAUCCUGGUGGACGCUUAAAAUUAAAACCAAAAGUUGUUUCGCCUUUGGGACGAGCUCAGUCUGUGAGGAUUUCUGUCAGUAAUCAAAUGACAUUUCGUGCUGAUGAGUUUGAAUUUGGAGAAAUCUUAGGGAAAGGGUUUUUUGGGCAAGUUCAUAAGGUUCGACACAAGAAGACUGGGGAAAUUAUUGUUUUAAAGGAACUGUUAAACAUAGACAAAGAGGCUCAAGAUGGAUUUAUCCACGAGAUUCACUUGUUGCAGCAUCUGGAACAUAGGAACGUUUUGAAAUUUGUUGGUUUUAUGUUUAAAGACAAUGAAAUUAGUUUAUUGACAGAAUUCAUAUCUGGGGGAACUCUAAUUCAGAAAUUGGAAGAUAAGGCUGCUGUAUUUUCAUGGAAACAACGAGCUUUAUUUGCUAGGGACAUAUCUGCUGGAAUGGCUUACUUACAUGAUAAUUCAGUGAUUCAUAGAGACUUAACAUCACAUAACUGCCUCAUUAGAGAGGAUACAUCUGUUGUUGUUGCUGAUUUUGGACUGGCUAGAGUCUUUCCUUAUGAAUCGACUCAUGGACCAUCAUUUAAUAGACGAAGGAUGACAGUUGUCGGGUCUCCAUAUUGGAUGGCUCCUGAAAUGAUGAAAGGGGAAAUGUACGAUGAACGAGUUGAUAUUUUUUCGUUCGGCAUUGUACUUUGUGAGAUUAUUGGUCGUGUUAAUGCAGACCCAGACUUUCUUCCACGAACACAGAAGUUUGGUGUUGAUGAGGAUGCAUAUCGCUCAAGUUUGUUAUCAGACUGUCCAGAGCUGUUUUUUCAGUUUGCUUUACGUUGCGCACACGUCAGUCCUGAUGAACGGCCGACAUUUCAGUCAUGUGAGUCAUGGCUUAAUCGAUUCAUUUUUAACGUUGGAUCAGAAUCAAUCACCAGCUCCCCCUCUCUUGAUUCUUUACAGAAUAGAAAAUUUAUACAUGGAUAGUGUUUUAAAUUUAUAUAAUAGUUAAUUUGUUUAGCAAGUUCUAUCGGCAACAUUUUUUGCCUGUUUCUAUCGAGUAGUUUGGUAUGAGUGUAGCAUCAUUUAGAAAUGAUGUGAAUUGUUGUUGUUUGUACUUUUGUACUAAACAUUCAUCUGGGUUAGUAGAACAUUAAAAUAUAAAUAUAGAAUGGA